Molecule: messenger RNA, 1625 nt
Organism: Raphanus sativus (radish)
Lineage: Eukaryota; Viridiplantae; Streptophyta; Magnoliopsida; Brassicales; Brassicaceae
Product: protein REVEILLE 1
Exons: 5
Coding region: 288-1406 (372 amino acids)
Molecular function (GO): DNA binding
Source: RefSeq, a predicted model, not a curated record
CCCCCAAACUCUUCUUUCCUCCACAAAUCUCUCUUUCUCUCUGCUUUCUUCAUUUGCUCUCUUCCUUCCUCUUCCGGCUAAACAAAGAGCUUCCAAAAGCUCGUUCCUUUACUCCGAGCGAGCAUAGCUUUCUUAUAACAAUCAGAGAGUUACAGAAGCAAAUCGUUUGUGGGUCUCUAACCAUUUUCUGGGAUCUGUAGCUCAUUUCCAGACUCCAGAUUCAAAAAUUCAACCUUUUUAAGUUUCUUUAGUAAACCUCCGGCUGAGAUCUCUAAAUCCGGGAAGCUAUGGCGCCGUCUCCGUUGACUACGAAUGUUCAGAGUGGCAAGACUACAGAUAAGCAGAAGAAGAUACAGUCCAGUGACCAAGAGGGAAAUGACUAUGCACCCAAGGUGAGGAAACCAUACACGAUAACAAAAGAAAGAGAGAGAUGGACUGAUGAAGAGCACAAUAAGUUUAUCGAAGCCUUGAAGCUACAUGGGAGAGCAUGGAGACGAAUUGAAGAACAUGUGGGUACAAAGACUGCUGUUCAGAUUCGAAGCCAUGCUCAGAAGUUUUUCUCCAAGGUUGCUAAAGAAGCAUCUGGAGGUAAUGGGAGCUCGUUGGAGCCAAUCGUGAUACCGCCUCCUCGUCCCAAGAGAAAACCCACUCAUCCUUACCCACGCAAGCUGGGAGACCAAACAAGCAGAUCAGUUUCUCCCUCGGAACGAGACAAUGGAUCUCCAACCUCUGUCUUGUCCACUGUUGGUUCCUCUGACUCGCAUUCACCUAACCGAAGCUUGUCACCGGUUUCCUCUGCAUCGCCUCCUCCUGCUCCUCCUCUUGCAACUACUGAAGAAGAGCUUGAGACUCUUGUAGCUGACAAAAGCAAAAACUUAUCUACGAAGCUGGAGUUGUUUCCAAUAGAACCGACGAAGCAAAGCCUUAAACUAUUCGGGAAGACAGUUUUGGUGUCGGAUUCAGGCAUGUCCUCGUAUUGUAAGUCACCUAUCAUUCAGCCGUUACCAAGGAAACUCUCCAGAUCCGAGACAUUCCCCAUGGUGAUAAUGAACCCACAAGAGAAACUCCUGAGCUGUUGGAUACAUCAACAAGUCCCUUCUAAGCAAGAGGAAGUGGAAAACAGAUGCUCGGAUUCAGAGAAGGCUGUGCAGAACGAAGGAUCUUCGUCGACUGGUUCAAACACUGGUUCGGUGGAUGAUACAGGACACACGGACAAGAGCGGCUCAGAACCAGCGGAAACAAUGGUGUGUCGGUGGGAGUUGAAACCAAGCGAGAGGUCUGCGUUUUCUGAGCUCAGAAGAACGAACUCUGAGUCUAACUCAAGAGGGUUUGGUCCAUACAAGAAGAGAAAAAUGGUUAUAGAGACAGAAGAAGAAGAACAAGAACAGAUACGCCUCUGCUUAUAAUUAUAUGACAUUUUCUGAGGUACUCAUCAAAGUCUUUUAGAUUCAAAUAUUCAUUAAACUUCUUAAUGUUCAUCAAAGUGUUUAAGUUUUUGUUGUUGUUGUUGUUGUUGUUUUUCAUUUGUGUUCUUCGAGCUGUUUGUUGUUGUUUUAGGCAUAAUUUGUUUACUGUAUACCACUUGUACAAUUUUUUCCCCAAAGUUAAUCUAGUGAUUAUGAUGA